UUUUUACUCUCCCAUCGGCCUAAAGCCCACAAAACACGGUAGUGUUGGAAAUAUAGCCGUUGGGAUACUAAGUGCAAUUAUACACUCUCAUAGUCUUUCAUACUAAUAGACUUGUGUACUCCAUAAUCUUCCUCUUCACCUCUGAAAAUCGGAAGCCGAACAGACUGGAAAAAGAGAAGCCCUAGGGAUAGUCGAUCGUCGUCUUCGGUCGCCAUGAAAAUGGUGACUUCUAGGGAUGUCCAGGAAAUUGUUUCAAAGCUUUCCUCCGAUAAAGCCAAGAGUCGAGAGGAAGGGAUAAAGUUGUUGAAUACCUGGUUAGAAGGGGAAAAGGCAAUCAGCUUCUGUAAGUUUCUUGGACAGAACACUGCAAGGCUUAAACCUGAUGAAAUUCCGCAUUCGGAAACAUGGCCUUUUCUUAUUAAUCUGCUCAUCCAAUGUGCUUCAUUGGAGAUAUCUUCCAGUAGGCGACGAUUACCUAGGUUGAUAUAUGCAAAGACCCUCCGGAUCAUUCUGCAGCGGGCAGAAGAUGCUAAAUUUUCAGGCAAGAUGUCACCUCUAUUGUCUGUGGUUAAAGUGUUAUUCAAUCAUAUAUGGGAUGUCUUGAGCAAUGUUCCAAGCUUUCAGUCAGAAUAUGGUAUUAUUCUUCGCCAUCUUUUGGCUGUCAGAGAUUAUCGUUUUCAUAUCAGGAAGCGCAUAUAUUCCAGUCUGGUGCUUCUUUAUAUGGAGAAGGUGGAAACAAGCUUGGGUGGGAAGAAUGAUAAUCAAUAUAAUUCAAAAGAGGAGGUUUUUCGCUGCAUCUUGACUCUUCAAUCACUUCUGGAGAAUCCUCCUGGAGAUUUCUCAGAUAAUCUUAGGGAAGACAUUGUUAAGGGGUUUGUGGGGAUUUUUUCUUUUAUUAGGGAUGAAGGAAAGAUUUCACGCAAGCUUAUUGAGUGUAUUAACAUUUACUUGUUGAAAGAUGGUCCAAACUUGGGCUCUCAAUCCAUGGAGAUACAUAAAGCUGUGCAGCAAUUUGUGUUUCGUUGUUGGCUGACAACACAUGAUCGAGCUCUUAAGGAUGCACUUGUUUUAUAUGCAAGGUUACAACUAAAUUUAACUAGAGGGUCCAGUGAUGGAAGUUUUUUAGUAGAGCAACUCUUGGACAUGGUAUAUAAGGAGCUCGAUCAAAGCUAUACAUUUUGCAGUAGUGUGCCUCGGAUCGAUGCUACUAAGGAUGAAAAAUUUGGAGCAUUGAGUGGUUCACAGUAUGGUUUGGUUGAGCUUGCAGCUGCUGUAUUUUAUUGGGCUUGUGUUAACAUGGCUAAAGCACCAUCAACUGAAAAGAGGGUGAAGAGAGAGCAUGCUGCUGCACAUUUAAGAGAAGCUCUCAUGAAAGGAAAUUGGUUAUGGACUGCUGCAUUUUGUUGUCUUGUCCAUAACUACCACACAUGCAUGAGUAAAGACCUAUUGAUCUACUGGUUCGAGGCCAUCCAUACAAGUUUUGAGAGAAUUAUGAAUGAUGCCAACAUGGGACAUGCUUAUGAUGGUUUGUUGUGGACUUUGAGGAGUUUGCAGGAACUCUCUGCUGUGUUGCUGCCAGAUUUAAAGACUGAGAUGUCAAUUAGGUCUCCUGCUUUGAAUGAGUCAGACUGUGGUUGGCGAUUAGUAUGGAGUAGUGUUGUUCACGGUUUGCCGACAUUCAGUAAUGUAACUGCAGUGGCAGAUGCUGCUCUUGUGCUCCUUGGAAGAAUAAUUUCAAGUGACCUUACAAGUACAUGUGUCAUACCUCAAGAUGUAUGGGACCUUAGGUUAUUCAAACAAAUGCCAUCAUUGUCCAUUUUAUACUUCAUUUCGUGUUACUUUUCGAGGAAAGGUUCUCAAGGUGAUCUUCAAGACAUUUUAAAUCUGAGGAAAAACCUCCUGAAAGCUGUUCUGGGCCAUCUUAAUUGGCAGGAGUCUUCCAUGCUGAGUGAGCACAUAGUUUUGUUGUUGCCUGCAGCUGUUUAUGCUCUUUCGGCUGGUUAUGCUCCUUUUUUGCAACGUUUCAAAGAACUUCCCUUAUGGUAUCCUUUUGUAGAUGUUAAUGAGGCCAUAAAUGACUUGGUUAAGAUGGUAGACUCUGAGCAUUAUUGUCUGCCUGAACUUUUUGACUGUUCUGUGGAAGUACUUGCAAAAAUUGAUAUGGAUACUAUAGUUGAGAUUUUGCCUUCCCAAAACCAUGCAAGUGUACAUUUUCCCUGGCAGUUAAGAAAUUCUCUUUUGCAUGAAGUGGAAACCUUUAUACUUGGAGAUCCAGUGGACAAGGACAUUGAAAAGAUGUCUCUAUCACAUGUAUUCUUUUUAUGUGCUCUCUUGUCAAACUUCAUUUAUGGGUUUGUCUUGACAAGGCAACGAGAAAAGGAUUCAUCAUUCCUGUCAAAAAUGGGACAGAACCUGAUAGAGUUGCUGGAGGGAGCUGUAAAUUUAAUUCAAGAAAACCACAAUGAAAUUUUGUCUGACUCUAUUUUUAGUGGAAGUGCUCUCAUGGCUUCCUUCAGGAGUUUUGUUUACUCCCCUAUCUUCAUACGACAGAACGAACAAAACUUUACGGAUAUCCCACUUUAUGGUGUGGUGAUCCAAUCCACGAAGAGGCUUUUAGAAGCACUAACUAAGGUUUAUAAAGAAUAUUCUAGUUGUGUAAUAAGUGGUCAGUCUGACACCACACCGCAACCCUCAUCUGGAUGUGAUACUCCUGUGAACAACACUUACUCGGUUGAUAAUGACAAAAACAGGAUUGUAGACAUUGAGUUGGAUAUAAAUGAUGAUUCUAGAGAUGUGAAUAGUUUCGUUGUGGGUGGCAAAAUUUCCAGUGUAUCUCCUUCUGCAGAAAAAUGGAAGUUUGGUAUGAUAUCACUUAUUUCAAGGUUUUUCCCAGUUCUACAUGUUUUUACACGGGAUAUUCUGUUUGAACUACUGGAUGAAGAAUGCAAUUCAAAGGUGCGUGAAAGAAUUAUCUACGAGCUUUGUAAACAUCCAUAUUGGUCGUCUUCUACAAAUAUUGCAGAUUUGGUCAAUGUUAUGAAUGACAUGGUUAAGAUGCAACUUGAUCUUAAGCUUGACUGUGUUAAUAUAUUAGAUGCUAUUUAUACUUUGCUUAGGACUUUAUUGUCCUUGGACACCUACAAGAAGGAUUUGAGGGAUAUAGAAUCUCAGCAGUGCUUGGUACAUCUCAGGGAUCUGGUGAUCAAAGUUUCUGAUCAUCAUCUUGAUUGGUUCGGACGUGUUAAACUAAUUGAUUGCAUAUGUGAUUUUGUUUUACUUAGUCCUCAAAUUGGUCAGACAAUGAUUGAAAGGCUACUAUUAUUGCUGAAAGAUUCUGAUUAUCGAGUUAGGUUCUCUUUGGCUAGGCAGAUUGGUGUUCUCUUUCAAACGUGGGAUGGACAUGAAGAAUUGUUUCAAGACAUCUGUUCCAACUUUGGUGUCAUGUUGGUGUUUUCGUCAAAAGAAAAACUUGUUACUGCAAGUGAGGUCCUAGCUGCUGGUCCACAGCCUCAAACUACAAUGGAAACGAUUCUCAUCACUCUUAUGUAUCUUGCUCUGCAUAGUGAGAAAAUAGAAAUUGAGGCUGUGUUUAUGAUUUGUGUGGUUUCUGCCAUGGAUCCUUGCCAGAGAGAAUUGGUGGCUGUGGUACUUGAUAAUCUUUCUAGUAAGCUUCAGUACCCAACUCGGUUUAAGUACUUGGAGGAGCUAAUGGGAUCGAUUCUCUUUUGUUGGGUUGCUUGUAAUGUUAAUUUAGCUGCACUACUUGAGAUAAGACCACUCUUUGUAGCAGAUGCCGAACCUAGUUAUUUCAUGCAGUAUUGUUGUCGUUGGCUUCUUCCAGCUCUGCUUUUGCAUGAGAACAGGACCAAUCUCUGUUGGGUUGCCAAGAUAGCUUGUCAACCUUUGGAAGUUCUGGUGAAAAAUCACUUUGUGCAGAUUUUUUCAGUAUGUAUGGGAUUGCAUUGCAGUAAGACAUCUGAUCAGGAAAAGGCUGUAAAUAUGCUUCAGAGUUCAAUUUUGCAGCUUGCUCAAAUAUCUGAGAGUGAACGAGACACACUAAUAAAGAAACAUAUGGUGUCUAUUGUCAGCCACACUCUAUCACUUGCCUCUUGUGCAUCAGAUCCUGUUGUGCCAUUCUUCUCUCAGGAAACAGUUGCAAAAGCAAUUCGAACAGUUGUUGAUGGCUUCUUGGAGAUGGAGGAUUAUCGUGCAAGUUUUGGUGUUAUUGACAAGAUUAACAUUUUUCGUCCAGAUAGAGUUUUCAUGUUUAUUGUAGAACUGCAUUAUAAAAUUGCAGCAGCAAUGCAUCAUAGGCAUAAAUGUCAUAGAUUGGCUGGAAUUGAGGUGCUUGUAGAUGUUCUUGGACACAGAGCUGCUGUUUCAAGCACAACCAAUUAUCUUUUCAAUAUGGUUGGUCAAUUCAUUGGUUGCUAUGCUUUACAAGAUCAAUGUUGUCGUAUCAUUUCUAAAUUGCUAAACACUUUUAAAAGUAACCCAUCCAAAGAGAUGAUUAAUGUUCUUGGUGAGCAGCUUCAGUUUUUGGUGUCUAAGUUGGUGGCAUGUUGCAUUCCCUCUGAACCUAAUACAGGCCAAUCUGUCGCUAAAUCAUCUCAAGUUUUAUCUCUGCUCUUCCAGUUAACUGGGGAUUCUGAUGCAUCUCUUUAUGACUAUAUCAGAGAAUUAGAACCUUUCCCUGAAAUAGAUAUUUUUGAUGAUAUCAUCAAGUUUCAUCAGGAAUUGUGCCUGGCCUACUCUCCGCGAGAUCAUUUAUUGAAGUUUGUGAAGAGAUCUUGCUACCUUCCUCCACGAUUACUUAUGUUGAGUCUCCAAGCACUGCACAAGAAAUUACUUUCACAGGAAACAUUUCAGAGUGAAGCAAAUGAAGAUCUUCUGAAAGAUAAAAAUUGGCAUCUUGAUCAUGAAAUUGUGGAUGCAGUCUGGACACUUGCACGCAUAUGUAGUUCAAAUGACGCAAAUAGUGCAAGGAUCUUGGUCUCUGAUUUCAUCUCCAGGGUUGGUAUUGGGGACCCACAUUGUGUUGUUUUCCAUCUUCCUGGGAGCUCUAGUAAUGUUCAUGCAUGCAAACCUAUUAAUCAUGAAUUGAUGUCGGAAGUCAAUUCUCAUGUCGAUGCUUGCAUAUCUGAAGAUCUUCUGAUCGCUCUUCUCAAACUUUUAAAAAAGUAUCUUAUGGAUGAUUCUGUCAAAAUAGUUGAUAUUACAUCUCAAACUCUUCGGGGAAUUCUUUCAACUGAAAGGGGUCAAAGAACUCUACAAUCAUUUGAUUCUUAUGAAAGGUCUCUUAUUGAGGUUCACUCUAAAGGUAUUAAUUUUGAAGUUGUAGAGAAGUUACUUUUGGAUCUGGAGAGGAAGUUUAAAGCUGAGGCAAUUUCACUGGAUAAGUCUACUCGAUGGAUGACACGUGGUAAAACUUUUGAGGCGUGGAUUUGUCCACUUUCCUACUUGCUAUGUGGCUACUGCAGUGAUGUGAUUCUAAGAUUAUGUCAGGAUAUUGUAUUUUUAAAAGCUGAAGUUGCUGAGCUCCUAUUCCCAAGUAUUUUCGUUAAUCUGGCUGGAAGGAGGGAUAUAGAUAUAGAUCUUCAGAGUUUGAUCUCUUUGCAGGUGGAGAAUCAUAUAUUCACAGCGUCUAACAUGUUAGUCAAAUCAAUUCAAGUUUUUCUUAAUACCCUCAAUGAACUUCGUUUAUGUCAUAUAAUGGAAAGAUCUUCUUUUCUCCCAUCAAAGCGAGAAAGUUCUAAGUCUUCUACCCAUGGCUCUAAAAUCCGUUCUACUUCUGGAAAGGCUAGAUCCUCAGCGUCGACUGGAAAUGCAAUGUUAACUGCAUUAUGGAACAAGGUUUAUUGGCUUUCCAUUGAUUAUCUUGUUGUUGCGAAGUCGGCAGUUGUUUGUGGCUUGUACUUCACUGCUGUUAUGUAUGUAGAGCAUUGGUGUGAAGAGAAUUUCAAGAGCCUCACAUUAGGGAGUCCAGAUUUCUCUCACAUUGAAAUGUUACCUCAUCACAUUGAAAUACUUGUGUCAGCAGUGACUCAUAUAAAUGAACCUGAUAGCUUGUAUGGAAUUAUCCAGUCCCAUAAGUUGACUUCCCAAGCAAUCACCUUUGAGCAUGAGGGAAACUGGGGAAAGGCUCUUGAGUAUUAUGACUUGCAAGUACGUUCAGCUGCCUUGGUACAGAUGGACUAUGGUUCCAAAAGUUCACCCAUGAAACAGGAUCCAUCAUGUUUAUCCAUUACCACAGUGGAAGAACAAAUGAGGCAGAGAAACCCAUAUAAAGGUCUGAUUAGAUCCUUGCAACAAAUAGGUUGUAUGCACAUCCUAGAUUUGUAUUGCCAAGGACUGACCUCACAGAAGGGUCAGUUUCAGCAUGAUCUGGAGUUUUCUGAGUUGCAGUAUGAGGCUGCUUGGCGUGCAGGAAAGUGGGAUUUUUCCUUACUUUAUGUUGGAGAUAACUCUCCAAGUCUGUAUGUUAAUAAUGAUCGGUUCAAUGAAAAUUUGCAUAGUUGUUUGAGGGCACUGAAAGAAGGAGAUUUUGAUGAUUUUCAUAGAACAUUAAAAGAUACAAAACAGGAACUUGUAUGGUCUGUUUCUCGUGCAAGUGAGGAGAGUACUGAACACAUCUACUCAGCCAUAAUUAAACUCCAGAUCCUUUAUCAUCUUGGCAUAGCUUGGGAUUUACGAUGGAUAACAUCUCUUCAUGAUGGGAAAAAAUUCCACCAGAAUAAGCCAAAAGUGAUUUCUGAACCAGCAAUCCCUGCCAUAGACCAGUUGUCAAGGCUGAAUACAGACUGGAGUUCUAUUUUGAAUCGAGCACAGCUACAUAUGAAUUUGUUAGAACCAUUCAUAGCAUUCAGGCGAGUUCUACUUCAGAUCUUAGGAUGCAAGAACUCUACAAUGCGACAUCUCUUGCAAUCUGCAUCUACUCUCCGUAAGGGCUCUAGAUAUUCUCAAGCAGCUGCUGUUUUGCAUGAGCUCAAGUUCCUUUGUGUUGAAUCAGGAGAACAAUCUUCAGACCUGUAUUGGCUUGGAAGGCUUGAAGAAGCAAAGCUUUUGCGUGCCCAAGGACAAAGUGAAAUGGCUAUCAGCCUCGCAAAAUAUAUCUCUCAAGAAUACCUGUCAAAUGAAGAGUCUCCAGGUGUACAUCGCUUGGUUGGGAAAUGGCUGGCAGAAACUAGAUCUAGCAACUCAAGAACUAUUUUAGAGAAGUACUUGAAACCUGCUGUUUCACUUGCUGAGGAUCAGAAAACAACGGACAAGAAGUCCAUAGAAAGACAAAGCCAAACUCAUUUUCAACUUGCACACUAUGCUGAUGCUCUUUUUAGGAGUUAUGAGGAGAGACUUACAUCAAAUGAGUGGCAAGCAGCAACGCGUUUAAGGAAACACAAGACAAUGGAAUUGGAAGCACUAAUUAAACGGCUAAGAAGUUCAGCAAAGGGGGAUAAGACUGAUUAUUCAGUAAAAAUACAAGAGUUGCAAAAGCAACUUGCACUGGACAAGGAAGAGGCUGAAAAGCUGCAGGAUGACAGGGACAAUAUGCUCAACUUAGCUCUGGAGGGAUAUAAACGUUGUUUGGUUGUUGGGGACAAAUAUGAUGUCAGAGUGGUAUUUCGACUGAUUUCCCUGUGGUUCUCCCUCUCCUGUAGACAAAAUAUCAUAAAUAGCAUGCUAACAACUAUUGAUGAGGUUCAGUCUUACAAAUUCAUUCCCUUAGUCUACCAAAUUGCCUCUAGAAUGGGUAGCGCAAAGGACAGCCCAGGGCCUCAUAAUUUUCAGUUUGCUUUGGUUUCUCUUGUGAAGAAAAUGGCCAUUGACCAUCCAUACCAUACAAUCUUUCAGCUUCUAGCACUGGCAAAUGGUGAUCGUAUUAAGGAUAAGCAACGGAGUAGAAACUCUUUUGUGGUGGAUAUGGAUAAAAAGCUUGCAGCAGAAAAUCUUUUAGGAGAGUUAUCAGUAUAUCAUGGAGCUAUAAUUGGACAAAUGAGGCAAAUGGUGGAGAUAUAUAUUAGACUUGCUGAGCUAGAAACACGAAGAGAGGAUACUAAUAAAAGGGUCAUGCUACCAAGAGAUCUACGGAAUCUUCGACAGCUGGAACUUGUGCCUGUAGUGACAGCCACUUUUCCAAUAGAUCGUAGUUGUCAAUAUCAUGAAGGCUCUUUUCCAUACUUCAAAGGAUUAGCGGAUUCAGUUUUGGUAAUGAAUGGUAUAAAUGCUCCAAAAGUGGUUGAAUGUCUAGGUUCUGAUGGACGGAAGUAUAAACAACUGGCAAAAUCUGGAAAUGAUGACCUAAGACAAGAUGCAGUAAUGGAACAAUUUUUUGAUUUGGUCAACACCUUUCUGCAAAACCACGGAGAUACGUGGAAAAGAAGAUUAGGGGUGCGUACAUACAAGGUUGUUCCUUUUACUCCAAGUGCUGGUGUUCUUGAAUGGGUUAAUGGUACUCUUCCUCUCGGUGAAUACCUUAUAGGGAGCACCAGGAAUGGAGGUGCCCAUGGCCGCUAUGGAAUAGGUGAUUGGUUGUUUGUCAAAUGCCGAGAACACAUGACAAAUGAAAAAGACAAGCGGAAGGCAUACGAGGAAGUCUGCGAGAAUUUCAGGCCUGUCAUGCAUUAUUUUUUCUUGGAGAGAUUCUUCCAGCCUGCUAACUGGUUCGAAAAGAGACUUGCAUACACCCGAAGUGUGGCUGCUAGUUCAAUGGUUGGUUAUAUUGUUGGUCUUGGAGAUCGACAUUCCAUGAAUAUCUUAAUCGAUCAAGCUACUGCAGAAGUUGUUCACAUAGAUCUUGGUGUUGCCUUUGAGCAAGGCUUGAUGCUCAAGACACCAGAACGGGUUCCGUUCAGGCUUACAAGAGACAUCAUUGAUGGCAUGGGGGUUACAGGUGUUGAAGGGGUUUUCAGAAGGUGUUGUGAAGAAACUCUUUCUGUUAUGAGGACAAAUAAAGAAGCUCUAAUGACCAUUGUUGAAGUUUUUAUCCAUGAUCCACUCUAUAAGUGGGCUUUAUCUCCUCUGAAGGCUUUGCAGCGUCAGAAGGAGAUGGAUGAUGAUCUGGAGACAAGCUUGGAAGGCUCACAAGAUGAUUAUGAAGGAAACAAGGAUGCGGCACGGGCAUUGUUGCGAGUCAAACAAAAGUUAGAUGGAUAUGAAGGAGGUGAAAUGCGAAGCGUACAUGGGCAGGUUCAACAACUGAUACAAGAUGCGAUUGAUCCUGAGCGUCUAUGCCUUAUGUUUCCUGGAUGGGGAGCUUGGAUGUAAUUGAUUUGCUUCAAGUUAUAGUUUCAUGAGCAACAAUCAUUUGUACAGUCGGCUUUUUGCCCCUUUUUUUUCCGCCUUUUUUAUGUAAAUUUACAUAAAUAUUCUUAUAGCUCAAAAACUGUUGUGCAUGUAUAUAAAUUGUCUAUAUAACAAUGUAUAUCUUGAUCAUGGGUUCGAUUCUCAAUGAGCUCGCAAAAGUAGUACAGUGGUUUACCUUGUAAA
Molecule: messenger RNA, 9483 nt
Organism: Ziziphus jujuba (common jujube)
Lineage: Eukaryota; Viridiplantae; Streptophyta; Magnoliopsida; Rosales; Rhamnaceae
Product: serine/threonine-protein kinase ATM
Exons: 79
Coding region: 214-9261 (3015 amino acids)
Biological process (GO): DNA repair
Molecular function (GO): protein serine/threonine kinase activity; protein binding
Source: RefSeq, a predicted model, not a curated record